UGAGUCUGUUGAGAGAAGAAACUAGUGGUGGAUCAGAGAGAGCAGCUAGCACAGAGUGGCCAGCCAGGACGACAGGAGCCAAACGCCAGUGGCCCAAGGCAGGGACCGGCCCAUCCCCUCCCUCUCCCGCCCUCUGCCCGGCCUCCCAACUCCCUUCUCCAAGUGUCUCCAAACUCUGAACACCCGGUGUCUGCGCCUCUGCACCGACCUGGGGGCCCUCCCCAGUUUCUCCUCCCCUCUACCUCGGGGGACCUUAGUGGAGCGAGGGGGCCCGGAUUCCAGAGGGUGGAGCGGCCAGGUGAGCCCUGAAAGGUAGGGCGGGUGGGGGAGCACUCGGGCCCCACCCCAGGAUCCGGUGACGCCAGGGCUGGAAUUUGACACCGGACGGCGGCGGGCAUGAGGCUGCUGAGGGAUGGAGUUGGGCUCUGCCCCCAGACACGGCCCACGGGCUCCGCCAGCAGCAGGUCCCUCGGGUCCCAGCCCUCGCUGUGUCCCGGACCCAGAGCCCUGCACUCCCGGUAAGCCGACAGCCCAGGGGCUGGGGGGAGCGGCCAGGGUUGUCCCCUUCCACUCCUUUCUCACAUUCUCCCUCUCCUGGGCCCGCUGUGCAGCUCUCCGCCCCUCCCAGCCCCCCUCAGUCCCUCUAGUUGCUUGUCGGACUAUGCUAGCCCUGCCCGCCGGCCGUAAUGCGAGGCUCCUGCUGCCGCUACAGGGCUCAGACUGGCUGCCAAGACCUCGCUUUUGGCUGAGAGAGCCGCGGCCAGGUGCACAGCCCUGGGCAUGAAGCUUCUGGGCUGCAGGGGAAAGCCCGGCUCUGGUUCCAGGAAAGGUGCCUAGAAGAACAGGACACAGAACCCCUCUGGUGAGUAUCGGGCUGGUAGAUGGGGCGGCCAGGCAAGGGCUGGAGGACCAGGUGGCCCCAGAUGGCAGUGAGGGAGUCGGAGGGCCUGAGCUGCCCACAAGAGACCUGCUCCUGGGCUCCCCCUACUGCAGGGGCCUUCAACCCUACCUUACUAGGCUUUCCUUCCGUCAGUGAGAACAAGUCACUACCCUGGCUCCUCAGGCCCAAAUCCUGCUAGGCGAGCACAUGUGGCGCGGGAGGGCCUCACCAGGGAGACCUGGCCCUCAGGCACAGCAGCAUUCUGUGCGCUGGGCAUGAGGUUGGAGGUGAUAGCUGGGACCCAAGAGCAGGCCAGCCAGUGAGGGCUCAUGAAGGCUCCAGGGCUCCAGAGAGGUGUUUGGGAGUGCCAGGCAGUGUGGGCUCAUAAAAAUUGAUGGGACUCUGAAAGGCCAACUGGGCUCAGGAAGGAUGGUUCAUGGGGGAAACUUCCAGGCUGCCAGAUCCAGAGGGAGCUUGCAGGCGGACAGUCCUGGACCAGCUCUCAGGGUGGCUCAGCUCUGAGAGACCAGGCUGGUGUAGGAAGCAACUCCUGGGAGUUGCUGGGGCCUGAGUCUGGCUGUGGGUAGGGGGAAAGCCCACCCUCCUUUGAGUCCACAGGCUUGACAGAUGCUGCCCCCUGGUGGCCACAGAGAGCCAUGGCCCAGACCCCCUGUUCCUAGAGGGCUCCUCAGCCUCUACCACCUGCUGGCUCUUGAAGGAUGUCUGUGGUCAGAAGAAACUUCUGUGGUCAGGCGGCUCUGCAUCCAGACAGAGAUCACGGAGGAGCAAGGUGCAGCAGCACUUGGGUGGGCAGCACAGGCUGAAGCCUGGACCUCACUAUCAUCCAAUAACUCAGGGCAACCCACAAGCACCCUAAUUCUUCUCUAGGAAACAACUUCCUCCUCUGCAGUAUGGACCGCAGGCUCUCUGUGAGGUCAGGGUGUCCAGCUGCUCCCUUCUCCAGCCCUGCAGCACAGAGCAGGAAGUUCCCUUCCCCGCACAGCUUGUGGGUCUACCCUUGUGAUUUUUGAUAAUUGCUGAGCUUCUCUCUGAGCCUUGUUUCCUGGUCUGGAAAGUGGGGAUGAUAUAUACCAUUUACCUCAUGGAGUUAUGGGGUCUGAAAGGAAACAGGUGCAAAGCGCCACCACAUAGUUAGGUUCCCGAUGCAGCCACUUCUCCUCUUGGGUUGAGCCCAGCUGCCCAAGCCCCUUGUCCCUCACCUGGAGAAGCUGAAGUGGAGGGAUGACCUGCUCUGAGGAUAACUCAUCUCUCCAUGUUCCAAGCUGCCUCAAGAGGAGGGUGGGGGAACAGGUCGGCUACAGCUGAUGGGAGCUCCUGGUGUUGACAGAGAUGGAGCCUGGACGUGGAGGCCCUUCUGUGCUGCCCCUCCGGGCCGGGCCUAGGCGGCAGCAGCCUGCGCUAUGGCCCACCCUGGCCGCUCUGGCCCUGCUGAGCAGCGUCGCCGAAGGUGAGGCCUCCCUGGGCCCCGCGCCCCGCAGCCCGGUCCCCCGCGAAGGCCCCACGCCCGCCCCGGCGUCCCCCGCGGGCCCCCUGGCCGGGGGCCGCGCGGCCCGUCUAUGCAGCGGAAGAGCCCGGCGCCCGGCGCCCCCGCCGCCCCGGCCCGAGCCCCCGCCGCCAGCGCCCUCGCCCUCGCCCGCACCCCCUCGCGGGGCCCGCGCGGCGCGGGCGGGGGGCCGGGCCGGCCGAGAGAGCCGGGGGAGCCGCGCGCGGGCCGCGGGGGCGCGGGGUUGCCGCCUGCGCUCGCAGCUCGUGCCGGUGCGCGCGCUCGGCCUGGGCCACCGCUCCGACGAGCUGGUGCGCUUCCGCUUCUGCAGCGGCUCCUGCCGCCGCGCGCGCUCGCCGCACGACCUCAGCCUGGCCAACCUGCUGCACGCCGGGGCCCUGCGGCCGCCCCCGGGCUCGCGGCCCGUCAGCCAGCCCUGCUGCCGACCUACGAGCUACGAGGCCGUCUCGUUCAUGGACGUCAACAGCACCUGGAGGACCGUGGACCGCCUCUCGGCCACUGCCUGCGGCUGUCUGGGCUGAGGGCUCGCUCCGAGGGCGUGCGGACAGACCCUGACCCGUGGAUCUAACUGCCUGGGAUCACUGGGGGCUCGGCCGGAGAUGGAGGCUUCGGCCGUUUGAGUGAUGGACAUCAGCCCUGCGGAGAUGGAAGCACGAUUGACCGGCAGCCCCAGGGCUCCCACCCUGCCGGCCUCAACCCCGCAGACACCAGAGACCUCAGCUGUGGAGAGCCGAGGACCCACUGCUCACAGACUCUGUCACUGCCCGGGCCAGGAACCCAGGACUCCUCUAGAGAACCCAGCAGUGUGAGGUCUCAACCUAAGCCCGGGCCUGGGGGGGACAGAUUUGGAGACAUGUAAUUCGCCGCCGAAGUGCCUGUGAUGGAGCGGGCCUUGGACUCUCUGGUGGGAGCUGGACCCCUAUUUAUUACUUCUAAGUUAUUUAUUUA
Molecule: messenger RNA, 3353 nt
Organism: Capra hircus (goat)
Lineage: Eukaryota; Metazoa; Chordata; Mammalia; Artiodactyla; Bovidae
Gene: ARTN
Product: artemin
Exons: 3
Coding region: 2231-2926 (231 amino acids)
Molecular function (GO): receptor tyrosine kinase binding; growth factor activity; glial cell-derived neurotrophic factor receptor binding
Source: RefSeq, a predicted model, not a curated record